CUAUCGGACAUCGAGAAUACGUCGAGCGUUCGGCGCCAUAUUCAGCCAGUAUCAUGGAUCGCGGGAUCAGAACGGGCAAGCAGGUGUUGUAACAGUUAUGGUCGUAUCUCGUAUGGACAGUCGAGCGGUCGGCGGUAACCGAGCCGCCGCGGAAGAGCUAGGUACUGUAAGAAUAAAUAUACGCGUGCCGGAGGGGCGGGACUUUGCGGCGUUCCGGGGAGGAGCCAGCCCCAUCGCCGCGCCCGCCCGACAGACGACGACCGCGGGUCGGGCCCGAGAUGGUCCGGGCGUUGUUGUGAAAGCGUAACCGUCGGCAGUAACGAUGAGUUUGCCUAGCGGUGUGGACAUGACCGCAGCCCUCAUGUCGCAGCAUCCCGCUCUCGGAGGACUGUCUCCCGCGUUCUUUUUGCAGCGAGCGUCCGAGCGGUACCAACGGACGCCCAAGUGUGCCCGGUGCAGGAACCACGGAGUCGUGUCGGCCCUGAAAGGACAUAAACGCUACUGCCGUUGGAGAGAUUGUGCUUGUGCAAAAUGUACAUUGAUAGCAGAAAGACAGAGAGUUAUGGCCGCCCAAGUAGCUCUAAGGCGGCAACAGGCUCAAGAGGAAAACGAGGCCAGAGAACUGGGAUUGAUAUACCCACCACCAUCGUCGUCAUCUUCAGCUGCUGCUAGAUCAAGUCCAGACGAAAAAAGAGCGCGCCUCAGUUCGGAAGAAUCCAUUAAUGCAAAACACGACCAAACAAUUGGCACACAAGAUCAAAACACACGAAGCCGAUCGUCCAGCGUAUCGCCGAACGCCCCGACCCAAGUAACGUCCACACAAUUUGCCGCCAAAUUCAACAGUCCCACGAGAUCGGAGGUGGAGAGCAACGAGAGUAGCAACGAAGCUGCCCCGGAAAACCUGUCGCUGCCCAAACGGAGAGACUCCAGUUCGCCGACCGAACCCGACCGUUCCCGAUUGCCGUCGAACUAUCCAAAUUUCUCCAGUUUCCUGGAAUCGAGCGCCGCGGCCGCCGCAGCCGCAGCCGCCGGAGUCAACUCUGCCGGACGGUCGGCCGUCGAUGUACUCCGACGCGUUUUCCCUUACAAGAGACGAGUGGACAUCGAAAACGUGCUGCAGAGGUGCAACGGAGACGUAUUGCACGCAAUCGAACUCAUGAUGUGUUCAUCGGAUCAGCUGCCGACCAUAGGACAUCCGUCGCUCAUGGACUCGCACUCAGCGUUCUCGCCCAUGUCCGCAGCCGCGGCCACGGUGUGCACGGCCGCGGCCGCGAUGACGUCGUUCCACCACCAUCACCACCAGCAGCAGCAGCAGCAACAGCAGCAGCAACAACAGCAGGCGCCCCGUUUCCUCACAGCACCGAUUCACCACUAUCUACAGCCGCAACUGCACCACCUCACCACUGUUCACCCGCACGCCAUGACCUACCAGUCGCACCACCUGAACCAGGCAGCGACUUCACCGCGGUCACCGUCACCCGGUUCCGACAAGACGUCGUACUCGGACUGAUGAAAACGCAUCGCAGCGUCGCAUCCGCACCCGUCCACGCACAUCCGUUCAUACAUCCAACUAUCCUUCCGACCAUCCAUCCACACAUCCACACACCAUCGUGUAGACUGUAGAGCAACGAUCAGAUGGUCACAGCAAUUAACGUUUUUUGAUAAAAAAAAAAUAGUAAUCCGGGAAACCUUCGGAAAUUUAUCUCUUCCUACUUCUUCUUAUCCUGCUCAUCCUCCUGCUUCUCGAUCUCGGUGCGUAUACAACGUAAUUAUACAAUACAUGAAUCAUUUAGCAUUUUAUUUGAUUCAACAGCAUUAAUGCAUUUGUGAAUUUACUGAGUAGUUUAAUAUCGGAC
Molecule: messenger RNA, 1856 nt
Organism: Myzus persicae (green peach aphid)
Lineage: Eukaryota; Metazoa; Arthropoda; Insecta; Hemiptera; Aphididae
Product: doublesex- and mab-3-related transcription factor A2-like
Exons: 6
Coding region: 323-1510 (395 amino acids)
Biological process (GO): regulation of transcription by RNA polymerase II; sex differentiation
Cellular component (GO): nucleus
Molecular function (GO): DNA-binding transcription factor activity, RNA polymerase II-specific; RNA polymerase II cis-regulatory region sequence-specific DNA binding
Source: RefSeq, a predicted model, not a curated record